Orbicella faveolata is the source of this 3065-nucleotide messenger RNA. RefSeq lists its product as uncharacterized. Gene Ontology annotation, molecular function: RNA binding. Gene Ontology annotation, cellular component: ribonucleoprotein granule; mitochondrial matrix. Lineage: Eukaryota; Metazoa; Cnidaria; Anthozoa; Scleractinia; Merulinidae. The record is from RefSeq and is a predicted model, not a curated record. Gene Ontology annotation, biological process: regulation of mitochondrial mRNA stability; mitochondrial RNA processing.
GCUUCAUCCGAAGCGUUACCUAUUUUCCCAUUGAUUUAAUUGGUAACAUUAUGAUCUUGCUGUCAAGUUAAAAUCUUUUUAUGAUUUUGACGGCGUGGUAUGAGACAAGUAUCUUCGUUCUCAAACGAAUACAUGCUUGCUCUUUUUGCUUCUGUGUAAUCAUUUUUCGUUUUGUUUUGUAUUUGCUUUUUGUUCUUGAUGCUGUACUUGUUUUGACAUUCAUUUAGGAUGAAUAUAUUUUUUCUUCUUAUGGGGUACAUUCCAGUGGAUCUUACACGGAGAACGUAAUAGGCGUCCCAUGAUGCCGUUCGUACGUGUUUUCAACAUGGCCGCGCGGCACGCGAGAUAGGAAAGAACGAAAAAAUCCAGCAUGUUUCGUACAAGUUUGCUUUUAAAUUUACGAAUUUUACAGGGAAGGAAUGCUGUGGUGUUAUUCUCCCAUGUUAACAGAUUAAGUCCUCGCUUGGUGAGGGUUUCCUCGUCGGAGACUAAAAGCAGUCCAAAAAGAAACAGUGACCCCCUCAUUUCUCUGCUAGACCGCACGAAAAGUGAUGGAACAAAUAGAAAUUUGCUGGAAACGUUCGAAUAUUUGCAGAGGGAGCACAGGAAAAAGCCGACGGGAAAAAAACUGGUCCGUUCCUUUGGCAUCGUGCGAAAAAUACAAAUGGAGGCCGAUGUGGAGCAGCUGCUUGAGUUGUAUGACUUCGUGAAGGAUGAGGAAAAUAUCGAUCCAGAUGACGCAGCGACGAUUUCUGUUCAAGUUGCUCUUUUUCCCCGCUUUGCUGCUUUAGCAGGAAAGGGGGAGGCACACACGAUUACCGACUUCCACCGCGUGAAGGAGGCAGCUGAUAAUCUUCUGAAGACAAUGAAGAGGAGGAGCCGCGAUUUUGAGCCCGCCCAUCUGGCAAGUGCGGUGUGGAAUAUUGCAGCUUAUGGAAUCACUGACAAGUCAUAUUUCAUCCAUUUUGAGAAAGAAAUUAGGAGCCGGAAUCCGAGCUUAUUUACCCAUAGGGAUCUGUCUAUGAUUAUGUGGGCUUAUGGUAAAGUACAGUUUCGGGCAUCUUUGUUAUACAAGAAGCUAAGACAUGAAAUCAUGGCUAGAGAUCUGGCAAGAUUCACAGUUGAGGAAAUGUGCAAUAUUGUGUGGGCCUAUGCACGGACAGGAGAGCCAAGUGCCAAGCUGUUUUUUGUGCUGAAAAUAGAAAUUUUGAGACGGGAUUUAACAGAAAUUGAGGAGAGUUCCCUUAUCGUAAUUCUAUGGUCCUAUUCUGUGAUUGCUGUAAAUAUUAAACCUCUAUUUAGGGCAAUCAAAUAUGAAAUUUUGCGUCGUGGACUUCACUGUUUCACAUACAGGCAGCUGUCGCAGAUUGUAGGCUCUUAUGCUCGGCAAAACAUGCACGCUCCUGACCUAUUUGAAACAGUCUCUUCUGAGAUCAUGCAACGUGGUGUGCAGAACUUUGAGCCAGGGUGGCUUGUCACAAUUGCAGACAGUUUUGCAAAAACUGAGAAUCACGAACAAGAUCUUUUCAAAAUCAUAGGAGACCACAUUAUGAGUGUUGAUCUUUCAGCGUAUGAGCCUCUUCAAGUUAUAAGACUUUUCUGGGCUUUCAUCAAUGCCGGCUUCCUUACAAAAUCACUCCACAACAAACUAACAAACCAGAUACUUCUUUGCGACUUUCCAAAAUUAAAGGACGUAAGCCUGGAAGAGCUUGUAAAGGCGUUAGAGAACAAUGACUUCAAGGCCCCAGAACUUGUGGCAGCAUUAGAAGCUGAACUUGUGAGGAGAUCAGAGGCAAAAUGUUAACAAAGAGCAACAUAUGCAUCAUGAAUAUUCAUAGAGAUGGUUGAUCUGAACAAAAAGCUAGGAAAACAGUACUUCUGACAUUUUGACCUUUAAUGCUGCAAUCAUAUUAUCUCAAACAUUAAUCCAGAAAAGUUUGCCUGUGGGUCAAAUCUCCAGUAAAAUAGUCUUUAGGUCUCUAAGAUUAGUUAUUGUAAUUGAAAAUUAUAGGUACCAGGCAGCAAACGAGUAUUUUAUUUUCAUUUUGAAUAAUAAUACAUUUGGCGGUUGCCGAUGGUGACUAAAGAUAAUGCAGGCAACAAAAAUGAUUCACCUGAAGUUAACGAUCAUUGGUUCUCAUGUGACAGUUGACACCUCGAGGGAGCGUGGCAUGUUUGGGCUGGUUGGUAAAAUGUCUGGGAUUGCUUGCCCUAGCCCCUCUCCCUGCUCCUUAUUCUUUUGCACUCAGUUUCAUUCCCUUGGGGUAUUCAAAUAAUGAAUGCCUGCUGCGCAGGCUUGUGCAAAACCUAGGGAAAUUACUCUUUCAAUUCUUUCAAUUUUCCAAAUAUUGUGUACCUUUCCACUGGUCGAACAGAGUAUAUACUAAGACCCUGCCCCCUUUGUUGAAACAAGAAAUUGAAGUCUUCAUUCUGAGAGAUGCUCUUUUGGCUUGUCACACAAUUGUCCUGCCGCCCAAAUGGGAGAAAGCAAUUGUGUGACUAGCCCUAAGAGAGCCUGCGUAUGAGGUUAGGCUACACCCUCUUAAAUAUAUCAAGAUCUGUCUCAGGAAGGGAGACGAGACUGGACAAUCCUGUGUUACUAUCUGUUCUUACAAACUUCGUUAUUGCUUGUUAUCAUUGAAGAAUUGAAUUGAAUUGUGACAUCAUGCAGUAUGUGGCAUGCAGCACUUGCUAAUAUUGAGGAUUGAAUUAGUUUACGGAUCUAUUGAAAAGUUUGCAAUAGAAUGUCACAUGUAUGUAGUUUUAGCUCCCAGGAGGAAUUUGUAAAGUUAAGGUUACAGAAACCACUUGUUGUAGUUGCUCAAUUAAGUGCCAUCCUUGAAUAAGCAGCACUCUUUGAAAAUCUGUUUUUAAGUGCUACCCUCAAAUGAGUGUAUUCAAUUAAAUAGUUGAGUUCUAAAGCAAGCUCUGUGUAGCUACUAAGACUUUGAAAGGGGAAAGAAUGCCACAUUUUGAAAAAGUGUCAUAUCUGUUAAGACAUUUUUGAACUGUUUUGGAGAUGACAAUAAAAGUAAAAUUCUUUGAUCUUCUCAAAUUUCAGCAAA